AUGGACCAUCGAAUAGGCAUCUGGUAUGCACAAGCCACUUCCUCGAGCCCAUCGCGCAAAUGGAGGGUACACUCAACGUGCACCAUCAACGAAGGUGUCGUCACCACUCUCGACAUUGUCAACGGUCAGCUUCUCGUGGGCAGCUCUACCAGCCUUUCACUCUGGAGGCUAGACUCUUUCGACAUUCCAAUAUGGCGACGUUUCUGGACCAAAUCCGUCCCUGCUGCUAUCAGCAUCGCCAAGUUCUCCCCUGACGCCACCAGCAUCGCAGCCGUUGCGCACGAGGGUCAAUACGUUCUCCUGUUCCAAUACCAGCCCAGAGCCUCAAGACCGCCCAUCUUGCAGCAGCGUCUCUACCAUGCGCGGCCUGUCACAGAUCUGGUCUGGAGGCAACCACCCGAACAGACUAGUCAGGCCGACGUGCUGGUCACCUAUGCUUCCGACGGUGUAGCCAGGCUCUGGGCUCCUGUCAUCGAUGAACCCACUCAGCUUCGACUCUGGUGCAGCGUCCAAGCUCCUAUCUCCAUCGCUUCUGCCGACAUUCCAACGACCUUCUACCUGGACCCACAUACUGUAUGUGCUGCAUUGCGCGCAAACAUGAGAGCUUUGCAAAGGGAGAUUCAGAUGGCCGAGCUAGGUGUUGGGUCCUCCACCGGCCUAGAUGCGCACACGCUCGAGCUCGACAUGGACCUCAAGCGAACCAGGCUACGCAGAUUGGAGCAGUUGGUCACUGAAACACCAGACAUGUUCAUCUCUUUCGAGCAAGAUGGCUUCCUCAGCGUGACUGCUGUUGCCAAUGUCGAUCGUCGGCCGCCCACGCUUUUGCAAGCAUUGACUGUGCUGCGCAUUCCUUUUGCGCUGCCAUACAACAUCGACACCAUCAGCAGCGUCAAAGCCCUCCCGCUCCACGCUGCACCAGAUGCAUUAAGUACUGUGCCAACGCUGACCCUGCACGUUCAGCACAAUGACGGCGUCUCCAUGGCUUGUGCUAUCAACCCGGCAACCUUCUUCGACGGCAGGGGCUUGGGCAUUGAGCAGGAUGUUUGCCAUCCGUGCGGACCGUCGCCUACUUCCGACACCUCGGCCGCGAGCGUGCGCAGGCAUACCGGUCGGAUCGAGUGCUUGCAAAGAUCAGGGAAUGGCAGACUUCUGCUUCGUUGGUCGGCAGCCGCGACUUACCGGGAAACCUCCGACGGCACGCCACGGCUGGUGCGCUGCAACAAGGACGGUCUCGUCGCGAUCGUGUAUAGUCACAGCCAGCAGAAGCAAACCUUGGUCGUGUUUGAUUCCCGAACGACUUCCUUCAGUUCAGGCGUGGAGCACAGGCAAGAUUUCGAAGCGGAGGAUCCGAUUGUUGCAUUGGAUUGGUCGCCGUCUCCUCUGUCGUCCUAUACACUGGCCAUCGUCUUUCGCCAUUUCGUCGACAUCAUCGCUCCCGGCAGGUCUUCUCAGGAAGCACAAGCGACCCCUCAGUGGCAGCUUUUGGUUCGACUCGACCUCCGCACCUGCACCCCGAGCAGGAUCGGCGCCGCCUGCUGGCUCAGCUCAGAGCAAUUUGUCAUCGCUUCCGGUGCUGUGCUCUUCGUGUACGGACCGUGGGUCCAGACCGCCUGGAAAGAUGAGACCGAGGCAAAGAAGACGCACCUCGCUGAACUCAUCGCCGAGGUCGGAGGGCCUGUGGUCCAGUACCAUCCGACUUUCUUGCUCCAAUGUGCGGUCUGGGGCAAGGUGGCGUUGGCGAGAGCCAUCAUCGGCAACUUGGAGAAGGCCGUCCUUGCUUGCAGCGCACAAGAAGUCACAAACACGUGGGUGUUUGAGGACGUACCUCUCGACAUUGUUCUUCAAGAUCAUUCGACAGCAGGCAACGAGGCCGUUGGAACCGCGCCACCCUCAAAGCAGAGCUUGCAGGGAAGUAUCUUUGACGAGCCUGGUCAAUCGGACACUGCAGACGAUGCAGACCUCUUCGCGAACGACAGAAUCGACAACCUGGCUCGGCGGCUCCAGGCCAUCCAUCCUCCUCACCUUUCACAGCCAGAUCUUGUGGUACUCGUCAGCCUUAUCAAAACCAUCGGCGAGGCUAGUCAGGAACAUCGAAGCUUGGAUGCAUCGGGUCUGCGGUAUACGCUGGCUCUGCGCCAGAUGCUCAACGGCGCCACGCAAUCGACGCAAGCAGACGCAGCUUCGAGUACUGCACUCGGCUUUCGCGACUAUUUGUGGGCCUUCCAUAGCCAGAACCAGGAAACGCUGGUCGCUGCUGUCGAGUCGGCCCACAGGAACAAGCUCGACUGGCCUGCAGCAAAGGCGACAGGCGUUUUCAUCUGGCUCCAGAACCGGACUGCGCUACGCACGCAAGCGGAAGCAGUGGCACGAGCCCAAUUCAUGUCUGGCGAAGAUCGUGAUCCUGUCAAGUGCUCCUUGAUCUACUUCGCGCUCGGCAAGCGCAAGGUAGUGCAGGGUCUUUGGCGCCAAGCAGUCUGGCAUCCUGAGCAGAAGAAGAUGCUGCAGUUUCUGUCGAAAGACUUCGACCAGGAGCGCUGGAGAACAGCAGCCCAGAAGAACGCCUUUGCACUCCUGAGCCAACGACGCUACGAAUUCGCUGCGUCCUUCUUCAUGUUGGGCGACAGCUUGCGCGACGCCGUCAAUGUUUGCGUUCGAAAUUUGGACGAUCUUCCGCUCGCCAUUGCCCUAGCAAGGAUUCAGGAGGGCUCCGACGAUGGACCCGUCUUCACAGACUUGCUCAAGACUCGGGUGCUCCCGCUUGCUUUUGAGACAGGCGAUCGUUGGAUGGGCAGCUGGGCCUUCUGGAUGCUCAAGCGCCGAGAUCUUGCCUUGCGCAUCAUCGUCACUCCGCUGCGAGACAUGCUUGCCGACGAAAGCAUUGCCAGCUUGGUCGGCACCAGCGUCACGUGUGGCAACGACAGCAACAACGACCCUGGACUGGCCCUGUUGUUCCAGCAGCUUCGGACCAAGUCGCUCCAGACCAUCAAGGGCCUCUACGAUAUCCCGGAGAAGAAGGUCUUUGACUUUAUUCUCAACACCAACCGGGCUCUGUGCCGCAUGGGUUGCCAUUCGAUCGGGCUCAGCUUGCUGCGCAACUGGCAAUUCGAGCCACCAUCGGUGUCGAGCGCUUCAACUCUCUUCCAUCGCGUGUCCAAACACGACCUGGAAACGCUCUCGCGUGUAGAAGAGGCAGGCAUCGCAGAGAGUACUGACCCGUUCGGCGAGAUGCGUCUCACAGAUCAGGGCGCACCACGUGCCAAAGAGGAUGCGGCGCCAACCAGCCCUACUCGCCAUCGCCGUCGCAUGUCUCAAAGCGCCAUGUCGCCUCCCAGCAGCCCAACAAGGAUCCUACGACGUAGCAGCUUGCUCCGACGCAGGUCGAGCAUCAUCAAUGACCUCGACAUUGGCGCGGCAGUGACUUCGGCUGCGAAGGAUAAGACGGAGAACGCGCGCGCCCGAGAGUCUCAAUCGAAGGACUCAGGAAAGCAGUCAGAAGCAGAAGCGAAUUCAACGAACCUUACCGCAGAGCCUGACAGCCUUGCAGGGGCGAACGGACGCGAGACCGGGAGCACCACGAAGGAGGAGGAAGCGCCUGCGCCAAAGAAGCAGGGCAUCAGCGUGUUCAAGACUGCCGCCGCCAGCAACAGCCAACAGGGAGCCCAAGAAUUCGACUUCGGCAGUUUCGGCUUUUGA
Kalmanozyma brasiliensis GHG001 is the source of this 3693-nucleotide messenger RNA. Its product is annotated as RAVE complex protein Rav1 C-terminal. Gene Ontology annotation, molecular function: protein binding. The record is from RefSeq and is a predicted model, not a curated record. Gene Ontology annotation, biological process: vacuolar acidification. NCBI's taxonomy places the organism in Eukaryota, Fungi, Basidiomycota, Ustilaginomycetes, Ustilaginales. The transcript is spliced from 2 exons. Gene Ontology annotation, cellular component: RAVE complex. Bases 1 to 3693 code for a protein of 1230 amino acids.